AUGACCAAAUGGUUUCUGGACGAUCAUAUACCAUCUGUCUUCACCGUGGGAGAGACCUCAUUUCACGGUGUGAGGUUGACAAUGGCAAAAUGUUUGGGAGAAAAAAUCAUUUGCGAAGGAUAUUUGAGAAAGUCUCCUCCUCCGAAUAAAAUUGUCUUCAAAAUAUCGAUCUCCUGGAAGAAACGUUACUGUGUUCUUUUUCAAAAUGAGCAAGGCAGUUACAGCUUUAAAUAUUACAAAGACGAAAAGGAAUUCAAGGAAGGAAAGCCUCUUCUUGGGGAAUUUAAAAUAGGAACUCUGCAGGAGCUGACAGAUAACCCUGAAGUCAGUGAUGUAUGGCCCAUUGUGCCAAGCGUGAUCAUGCACAGAACAGAAUCCGUUAUAUAUUUUAAAACAGAAAGCCGUGAGCUCUUCCUCUUCGCCGAAGAUAGAGAGGAAACAAAAAAGUGGUACUUGGAACUAGAGAAAAUUAAAAUGUCAAAGAGUGAAUACGAGUGCAGGAUUGUGAGACCAAGUCCACUGAAGCGCGUCAACACACAGAUAGAGAAUAACCCACAGAAGACUUGCCUUCACAAGACCGUUUCAUGCCCGCCGUGUCUCAAAGGAGGGUUCUGCUCGUGUCAGGAGCAGCUCACGGUGCCUCUGUCCAGCGAAAAUGUAAGGAACUAUGAGCAGGGUCCAAGCAUCCACAAUGGACCAAUGGAGCUCAUCACAUUGAAUGUCCCAGAGGCCAGACCAUGUUCUGAUCACUGCUGUAGACAGACCGAGAGCACGACGGUCGCACAGCAAGAGACGGGUUUCCUGCAUUCGGCUUGCGACAUGCAAGACAUUGAUCCACGAUCAUAUCCAGUGAAUAUCAGGGAUGAUAAACUACUAACGGGAAUGUUCUCAGACGCUUUAAAUCGCAAGUUAAGAAAUCUGGAAUCUGAAAAAGACAUGAAAGAGGUUUCAAAGUGUAUCACUCUACAAGAUGUAGAAAAAAUUGCAUUUGUUAAAUUCCAGGAACAAAUAUGUGUUGCUGGCUGGAAGGUGGACCCAGGUUCGGAAUUGAGUGAAAUCCUGCACAUAGGGGACUGGGUCAUCACCGUGGGUGAAAUGAAACCUCGCGACCCCGAGGAUAUUUUAUUCUUUGCAAACCGCUACGCCAAAAAUAAGAUUCCGAUCACCUUUGCUCGUCUCCCGCAAGGAAAAUUGCUAUUUGCCAUCAAAACUGAAAACGAAGACUGGGGGAUAGAGACCGAAGGACCUGUGAUCAAGCACAUAAAACCUCGUUCAGUGAUAGCACAACAUGGAUUAAAUCUACCAAUAUGCAUCACGGACCAGAAAACAGUGCCUUGGCAAAUAACGGAGAUUAACUUCCACUCUGUCAGUCUUGUUUCUGCUGAUAAACAUUCCACUCAGCGUGUUGGGUGCCUCCUGAACAAAUGUACCACCAAACUGUUGCUAGUGCUGCAGCCGAAGGACUAUAUUCAAGGGCUUGUGAGCGAGGUUGAAAAAAUGUACCCCCAAAAGGAGUACGAUACCGAUAUGCACUAACAUUUAUUGUUUCCCAGUCUCGUACUGCGCGAUUCACGUAUGUGUAGAGGCAAGGAUAUGAAUCUUGCGUGCAAACUAAAAACGGAUUCAGUCUUGUAUUUAAAACAAGGUAUUAACAAAUCACAGCCUAAACAAAUGGAGCUAAUAAAAUAUAAGCCUCUCAGUCCCAAAUGGACAUAUGCACACUCAAAGUGAGGAGUGACAUUAAAGAUAGAAUGUUAUUGUCUGGUAUGCAUGUACUCGUUGUUUAAAAUAUUUUUUGUAAGCUGUUUUUUUGUUUUAUAAUGCAACUUUUUAAAUCAUUUAGCACCUCCUUUAACCAACUUGUGCCUAGCAUUUUUAAAAGCUAUAUUUCCUGUCUAUGUAAACGUGUUUAUUAUUACACUGGUUUGUGGUAAAGAAAACAGUUGUUACUAUUUGUGGAAAUAUUUUCUUAUUAUGUAAUGUUAAAGCAGCACAUGCCAUUGUUAACUCUGUUCUGUAUAUUCAGGGUGGGCCAAAAGUCAGGACACGUGGUUAUUUUAUUUGAACACAAGCAUUAAAAUGUUUAUUUAUGAUUUAAGUUAAUAUUUGAUCUAUUAUUAAUAUUUUUUCUUCUUUUUUUAAGGCAUCAUCUCAAAUCCAUCGUUUAAAAAAUACUCGACCGAAAACCCUGAAUGAAUUGCUGAAUGUUCAAAGAUUACACCUGUAAUCUUAAAUAAUGCCUAAAUUCAUUUCGAAAGAUAAUUCAUGCAUGCAUUAACAUUAAUGGAAGUCAGUUUGAACAUGUUAAAAUAAAUAAAAUUACCCUUUGUGAUUUGUUAAAAUAAAUAUAACCCGUGUCUUGACUUUUGGGCCAACCUGUCUUAUUAUAAGUGAGGUAUCUUUAUUGCCAAUUCAAUAAAAUUUUCUUGUACAU
Lethenteron reissneri (Far Eastern brook lamprey) is the source of this 2434-nucleotide messenger RNA. RefSeq names its product pleckstrin homology domain containing S1 (gene PLEKHS1). The record is from RefSeq and is a predicted model, not a curated record. NCBI's taxonomy places the organism in Eukaryota, Metazoa, Chordata, Hyperoartia, Petromyzontiformes, Petromyzontidae.